AUGGGGAUGAAUAUACCUAACACCCUUUUACUUAUAUGUUUUCAAAGUUAUUGCUCUUCUCUUUCGAUUUUAUUUACACCUCAGCUUGAGGGAAAACUUUUCCAUAAGGGCCCUAGAAUACUUAGAGGAUUGAAGGGGCUGACUCUCGUGAUGAUGGACUUACCCUUGAACUUUACUAAAAUUUAUUGUUCAAAAGAUAAAAAAACCUUUCCUAAUCUAGUAGCAUAA
Molecule: messenger RNA, 228 nt
Organism: Clunio marinus
Lineage: Eukaryota; Metazoa; Arthropoda; Insecta; Diptera; Chironomidae
Source: the annotation of a GenBank genome assembly